Messenger RNA from Phoenix dactylifera (date palm), 904 nucleotides. RefSeq lists its product as uncharacterized. Gene Ontology annotation, cellular component: Sec61 translocon complex. The record is from RefSeq and is a predicted model, not a curated record. Gene Ontology annotation, biological process: intracellular protein transport. Lineage: Eukaryota; Viridiplantae; Streptophyta; Magnoliopsida; Arecales; Arecaceae.
AAAUCUGGAAGGUCCAUCCGUUACUGUACUUAUCCUUGUCUCACAUGCUCCGCCGGACCACCAGAACGCUCUUCUUGCUAGACUCUUCCGACCGCCCGGCGAGGGGGAGAUGUUCGGAUCUUAUGGUAACGAAGCGGUAAAAGAAAGCUAAAUCAAAACCAUCUUCCGUUCUCUCUCAAAUGUCAAAGCCAUCUCCUUUUUCUCUCUCUUCCUGCCGUCAUUCCAAGAAGCUCAACUAUGGCGAGGGGUUCGCAGUCGCAGGCAUCGUCGAACGCGGGGGGUGCGCGGCCGGUGACGGUGGGGCCGCGGGGGUCGGCGGCGGCGGCCGCGGGGAUGCGGAGGAGGAGGCUGGGGGCCGGCGGCGGCGGCGGGGGAGGGGCCUCCGCUGGCGGGUUCUCCGGCGGAGGGAGCAACAUGCUGAGGUUUUACACCGACGACGCCCCGGGGCUCAAGAUGACGCCCACGGUCGUGCUGGUGAUGAGUCUCUGCUUCAUCGGCUUCGUUACGGCCCUCCACGUCUUCGGCAAGCUCUACCGCUAUCGAUCCACGGCUACCGGCGGUUCUUGAUCCGCCCGCCGCCUGAUCUGUCUGUAAAAGAUCUAAGCUUUCUUGUUUUCGUUUCCUUCCUUUUUAGGUCAAGCUCAAGCUUUCCUUUUGGACGAUCCUUCAAGACUGAAAUUUUCUGUCCUAGAAUAGAUCGUUUCCAGUUCAUGGUUCGAUCUAGAUCUUUCUUUAUGCGAUAAAGAUUCUGUCUUUUUUUUGUGUCUAUCAUUUUGCUGAUCGGCUUACGUUCUUGGAUGGUGGAUUUGCUUGCAAUUUAUGGAUGAGAUGAUGAUUAAUAAAUGUCAAAGGCUGUAGAUAUACCUGAAUUCGGGCUUAUGUAUGUGUGGGAACGUUAUGAUGA